Molecule: messenger RNA, 1854 nt
Organism: Symbiodinium sp. CCMP2592
Lineage: Eukaryota; Dinophyceae; Suessiales; Symbiodiniaceae
Source: the annotation of a GenBank genome assembly
GUUGUUGGUGACCGCAUCGCGAGAGCUCUCAGAGCUCGAGGGGAUGAUGACGAUGAUGACGUGGAUCCCGAGCAAGAUGUGGACUCGGAUCGGCCCAGGGAUGCUGAAGAUCCGGAUUUCCACGAUAAUAAGGCUGAGGCUUCUACCACUGAAGAGAUUGAGCCAGGAACUAUCUCGAUUGGUGUAGAGUUGCCUGAAACGGCCCCGCCAAAUCCGAGGCCAGAGGAAGCAGCUCCUGUGAACCGUGACCCCCCGCAUCACGAGGAGGCAGCUCCUGUGAACCGUGACCCCCCGCAUCAGGAUGAGGCAGCUCCUUUGAGCCGUGACCCCCCGCAUCAGGAGGAGGCAGCUCCUGUGCCGCCCGAGGUGCCCAGCAGGCAGUGCUUGGAGGAGCAAUUGCGCAUCAUGGAGCUAAAGCUAGAGGCGAAGAUGGACAUCGAGCGCAAGCGUGCUGCCAAAGACUUUGCAAAGAAGCUUCCCAAAGGACCAAUCGUGCUGGAUUCCGAUGAGGAGGCUGAGGUUCCUGCUAUAUCGGUGCCUAGCAAGACUGGUGCCGAUGAGGGUUCUAUGAGAUCAGGAGCAGUGGAUCAGAUGGAGACCCAGGCAUUCGACUUGUCGACUCAGGUCGUAAUGAAUGCUCUGUCAGGGCUGGAUCAGCCGGUUCCAUCCCCGGCACGGACGUUUGCGGAGGAGAAGACACGGGAGCUUGGAGAUGUUAGGUCGCCCGAGGCAGCUGCAUCAGCACAUGCCCCUGUGGAAACCCCGAGCCCCAGAGGGAUCAAGCCUGUUGAGAUCACACCUGUGAAAACCUAUCCGUCACGUGAUUCGCAGCUCAUGGUGAAAAGCACAAAAGCAACCGAGAAGGCGGAAGCCAAGGAAGCUAAGGCUGGCAAAGCUGCCGGCCGAGGCCGAGGCAGGGGUGGCCGGGGAAAAGGAGGAGGACGGAAGAAGCCCCAACAGGCAGAGGAGGAUCAGGAGGAUCCCGAGGAGGCUCCCGAAGAGCCUGCAACGACAGGCCGUGGUGCGCGAAAUCGUGGCCGAGGCAAGGGCCGGGGACGAGGUCGCGGGAAGAAGGUGCACCAGGCGGAGCAUACGAGCGAGCAUGCGGGCGAGCAUCAGGGCGAGGAUCAGGGCGAGGAUCAGGGCGAGGAUCAGGGCGAGGAUGCCGGCGAGCCCGAAGAGGCUGCUGAUGUUGCGCCCCCGAAAAAGCGCCGAUGCAAGAAGGUCGUGGAUGUGCCUACCACCAGGGUGACGGGCAAGCGGGGGUCAGAGGGCAGUGCCAAGCCCAAGAAGGCUGCGAAGAGGGCUUCGAAUACUGAGGAUGCUGAGUGGCCUCUCACGUUCGCUCGUCGCUACCGACCCAAUUCCGAGAAUUGGACCCAGCGGCUUUGGGAAGGAUGUGUGUUGGCUUUCAAGUCUGUGCUCCUUCCGCACAUUGUUGUGGGGCAAGCCUCGGCUCUUCAGGUAUUCGUCCUUUGCAUCCUGUUGCUGCUUUGGAACACCUCCAUCGACUAUGCCAAGGAGGUGGACUUAGCCGAGCUGUUCUCUGGUUCGGCGACUCUUUCCAAAGAGUUCUACUAUCAAGGCAAGGAGGUCGCAAGCUGUGAUGUGAAGUAUGGCCGGAACAUGGACAUUUGCCGAUCUUCAGGCUUCGGGUUACUUGAUAUUCAAUUGGACAUGGUCUCAUGUAGUUCGGUUCUAAUGGUUGCUUUUUUACAAGAUGUCGGAACCGAGGACGUUUUGUGCAGCAGUUCUGUGUGGUCGCCAGAAUUCUUGUGUCUGGCUGGGAGUCCUUUGCAGCUCAUGGGUGUCAAUGGCCCGCCCAACAACCAAGAGAUCCUUUGCCAAUCCUGA